CGCCCACACACACACACACACAGACACACACUCAUUCACUCACUUCCACACUCAGUCACUUUGUCGCCCUCAUUCAGCUCAUUGACUGCCACAGGUCAGUCAGCCUCAAAUUCAGCUUGUCCUGCCCCAGCAGUGAGUGAGAGGAGACCUGUGAGGGGUGAGGACGUCAGGACAUUACUCUUGCAGCGGGGGGGACGAAAGACUCCAGUCAAGAAGAAGUAGAGGACGAAAGAUUCCAGUCAAGAAGAAGAAGAAGAAGAGAGGAGAAAAAGAAGAAGAACCUCUGACAUUUUUGGAGAUGGAUUUACAAAAUGUGAAAUCAUUUCUUUGAAGAGUGAGGAACUCGCACUGAGAGGAAGGAACAAUGACCAACCAUUGAAUUGUCUUCAAAGAGGGGAGGGAAAAAAAACAACCAAAUCAACCUGCCCUGAAGCAGCAUCAGACCUAGUCCUGUUCUUGUCAUCUUUAAAUGAGAGCGCAGUGAGAGGGAUCUUCCUUGGCUGAGCCUUCUUUUUUUCAGAGGUGUUUUUGAAUCGGAGCAGAUCCUCGGGCAGCAGCAUGCCUCAUGCUUGUGCAAGGUGCACCUCGGGAGUCUGACCCAUCAUGUGCCAAUGGAUGCUACCCACCGCCGCUCUCCGUCCUGACCUUGUCGCUGGCACUGCCCACAGGGGGCCGCCGCCGGGGCUGCCGCCUACCUCCCUACCCAGCCCGGCUUCCCUGUGCCUGGCAUGCUUCACCCUGCUCCUGGUGGCUGGCUCGGCCGCAGGCGGGUGCCCCUCUGGGCCAGGACAGAACCCCCUGCAGGUGCUGGCCAAGGGCAGCAACUGCUCGUGGACUUUAGAGCGCCACACUCGCAGCUACAACCAUCUAGAGGGCGACGUGCGGCUGCGUCGCCUCUACUCCGCCAACAAGUUCUUCCUCUGCAUCGACAAGUCGGGCAAAGUGGACGGCACGAGACGCAAGAACUAUGCUGACAGCCUGAUGGAAAUCCGAUCUGUCAGUGUGGGAGUUGUCGCCAUCAAAUCUGUCAGCACCGGGCUGUACUUAGCCAUGUCCAAAAAAGGCACCCUCUUUGGAUCGACGCGGUACAACCCCAGCUGCAAGUUUAAGGAGCGGAUCGAGGAGAACGGCUACAACACGUACGCCUCUCUGCGCUGGCGGCACGGCGGCCGGCAGAUGUUCGUGUCGCUCAACGGCCGCGGGAAGCCUCGCCGGGGACACAAAGCCCGCAGGCGGCACCCCUCCACCCACUUCCUACCCAUGAUGCCCACGUAACUGCCCCCCACCUCCCCAACCGCCUGAAAAAGUGGAUCCCCUGACCCUCGCAUAUUAGUGGUGUCAUCAUCGUUGCUGUCGAUACUCUCAUUAUUAUAUAUUUGUUAUGUUAUUAUGACGUUGCUAUGGCGUUACUAAGACGUUACUAUUGUAACCCCUCUCCCUUAUAUGUACAUUUGUUGGAGCUUUGUGUUUGUUUGAUUAUUAUUUUUUUUUUUACCAUAUUAUGCUUAUUGUGGUCACCGUGGAGUUACCUUUAAGUUAUUCUCCCUCUGCCCUACUGCGUGCCCAAUGUCUUAAAGUAAGGCUGCUGGACAACAUGUGUAAAAUACUAUUAACUUGUAAAUGCCAUGAUGUUCCUCCCCAAUACUCUUCAGACCAGAAAGUCUGUAUUAAUCCAACAUGAUCCCAAAUGUGAGUGCUGGAACCAUAUGACUGGAUGUUCAAGUAAGAUUCUCUGAAGUGUCUGACCAUCGGAUUUGAGAGGGUGACUUCAACUGCAUUUGUGGACAAUGAGCUCACACUCUCAAGAUGGGAGACAGUGGAUGGACAUACAUACAAUGCAUACUGUAUCAUUUGCUUCACUACAGAGACACUCUGACAGAAACAGUGCACUGGUGUGUGUGUGUGUGUGUGUGUUUGUGUCUGCGUGCGUGUGUGUGUGUGUGUCAAACAGAGAAAUCCCUGUUAAGUGCAGAGUCAUGCGAUGAGAGUCCUCUUCGAUCUGAUAACUGCUUUUGGGAGUUCCUCUCUCGUUUAAUGUUUGGAAUGAGAUCCCCCUUUUUUUUACGCCUUUCAGAGAGCAGAGAUAAGUUGUGUUUACCGUUGGUCCAAGUGUCUGCCCCUCCACAAGGUGAACAAACACACAGUAAAAACAAGAUGGGCUCAGGACCAGUCUGGACAUGUUCGUGUCAGUUCACUCUUCUGGGCUUCAGUCCUGGUGGGCACUCAACACAGACAGAAGCUCCAUGGAUGUCUGGCAACCAUCCCCCCUUAAAAUGGUUCUACACUGAAACCCCUCUGUAUCUCACGGGACCUUGUUUGGUAUCUGAAACGCAAAAGACAAUGAAUUGUACCCCUUUCAUACUGUUUCAUUAUAUUGACUGUUCUUCUUACACCCUUACACCUCACUAACAUUUCUCCACCAACCUGUUGCAAAUAGAAUAUUUAAUAUAUUUAAAGUCUGUGUUGAAAGUGAGGUUCCAUUUAUUCUCCCCCGUCGUGUUUUGCCGAAGUUCAUGUCAGUUUAGCCCAGUGUCUUGGUUGAACAUCAUGUUUUGCUUGCCUACUACAAUUUCUGAAAUCAAAGACUUGAUCAUGGAAACUGUGUAAUGAGCAUAUUUCUUUACUGCAGAGGAGCAAUUGUGUGUCUUGUUCAGCCAGGUGAAACUGAAAACCAAUAAACAAGUAAAAUGAUCAAACAUACACAAGAACUGUGACAUCAUCGAAUGAAAGCUCUGUCAUAAUCUGUGUUAAUGAUGAUGAUGAUGGUGAUGAUGAUGGUGGUGGUGGUGGUGAUGGUUCUCUUUAAAAGAAAAAGAAACACUUGUGAAAAUCAUUAUUCACUACACAUCAAGUUCUAUCUGCUAUUGAAUAGACGUUCCACACACAACAUGCCUGAUUCCCUCACACAUAGUGGAUGACCGUAGAGGCACGUGGCCUCCAACUCUCGCACGUGUUAGAGGAACACAGAUGGCAGGUGUUCUGUUCUGAUCGGAAACAUACGGAGGUCCAGGGACAUCCUGCUGUUUGAUGGACUUGUAGUAGGCCUACCUGUAGAUGGGAUUACCCCACACAAAGAUGUCAGAUGAAAUCAAGAUGCAAAUUUGAUGAAAAGAUGAAAAUAAACAGUAUAUUAUUUCAUCAACCAUAUGAUCUACUAUAAUCUACUAUGACAAAAAAGCAUGACCUAGCCAAAACUGAAAUGCUGAAUUACUGAAUGUAUAUGAAUAAUCUUAACAGCAUGUGAAAUUCAGCAUGGCGAUGGCCACCAAAGGCAUGCCAACUUCCAAAAAUGUGAAGCCCCCAAAUAAAUCUAUUUUCUGCCGGUUCCUUUGUGUGAUGUGCCUUAUCAUCAACAACUCUGAAUUUCCCUCUCUCUCUC
This is a messenger RNA of Clupea harengus (Atlantic herring), 3379 nucleotides long. It is a transcript of the gene fgf22, whose product is annotated as fibroblast growth factor 22. The record is from RefSeq and is a predicted model, not a curated record. NCBI's taxonomy places the organism in Eukaryota, Metazoa, Chordata, Actinopteri, Clupeiformes, Clupeidae. Gene Ontology annotation, molecular function: growth factor activity.